AUGAACGGCCAGCCAAUACCCGGCUACUUUUGGGACGUGGAGAAGAAGAAAUAUUUCAGGAUCCAAAACCAAACCGCAGCUCAAGGAUCAAAUCUCAAAUAUUCCUCAGCAAACAUCAAGAAGACAGAGCGAAAAGAGCGUAUCCAAAAUGUUGCACUUGCGCGGUCUAAUAAACUCAAGAAGGAGCGGGUCAUCAGGCGCAACCCGAACAGCUUUACCCUGACAAAUAUCGAUAGGGAAUUAGGCCUUAGCAGACGGUCACGCUAUGUCCACGGUCUUUGGCCUGACGCGUGCGCAGCCGGUAUCCAAAAACGUCCUGAAGUGGUGCUACCUCCAUCUGGAACCCGACUCUUUGCCAAAGACCCAGUACAUCAUACGAUAUACUCAGUCCAAGGUGAGAACAGUGUGCACAGGCAGCCUGCAGAUCGCGGGAGCUCCUCAUCUGCGCUAGAGAGUAUUUAUCAGUGGUAUCCACGUGAAGAGGUGACGCGAACGACGUCUACGGUCUCCUCGCUGUCCUUUCUGCCAGCGACCGGCGCGCUUGCAGUAACGACGUAUGGAUCAGAUCGACCGCCAGAGGUAUGGCUCAGCGACCCAGGGCGCGACGAUCCAUAUGUAGGGCAGAAGUUUACACCAAAGGACUGUUCAGUCAUUUGGGGUGCUGCUGCCAGACCAAAUACGUUCACGGCAUCACCGGGUCUCGCAAAUAGUGUUGCAGCAACCUGGACCGAGCACCUCGCAGUUGCGGCCUCGAGUUCGAUGCUACUAUUCACUCGAUCACAGGGAGGUGCGUGGGACUCUCAAGCCGUAGUAAAGUCACUUGAGACAGAUGUCCUGGCCUUGGAGUGGAUAUCGUACACUACCGUCGCACUUGGUUGUCGAGAUGGAACCAUUCGGCUAUACGACACAAGAUCAGGGGGCUCAAGUCAAGUCUUGACACAUCCCGCGCCCAUCUCAAAGCUCAAGCGUGCCGACGAUGAGACUAGGUUGAUAUGCUCGGGGCUUAACGACACGCUUUUCUUAUACGAUAUCCGCUCACCUCGCUUAUCUCGGAACUCUUCGCGGAAGACGUUUAACUACGACGACCACCACUACAACGAGGAAUACUUCAAGAACUUGUAUCCCACUCAUCGCGAUAGUCACAAACGCCGCAAGCUCAACCACAAAGCUUUCAAGAAUUGGUCGCAGCCAGUCAUGACUUUUGCCCACGCGAACAGAGACGAGCUAGAACUGGACAUCGAUGUACACCCAAGACUCGGACUUGUAGCAGCAGCCCAAGAUACAACGGGGGGUACAGUAAUUCGGAUUAGCAACAUCUGGACGGGUAAAUCUGUCAAGGAGAUAGAGGGGAUGGACCCGCGGCAGGCGAAAAUUCGUGCACUCACAUUCAUUGAUAGCGGUACUGACGGCAAUGUUGAUCUUUGUCUCACAACCCGGCCUUCCACACCAAUCACCGGUCUUCUUCCACCGACACCCCAGGGCCACAUUUGGCAAGGAAGCACCUACCAAGCCACUCAAGCCGCGAACAGAAACAUGGCAAGCAUUGAUAUCGAAAAGGGCACCACUACCCCCUCCAGUGUACCCUUACAAAGUAACCGCAAAAACAACCACCGCGCCGCCAACCUCAGCAUGUCAAUACCACUUCUCAUUGCCUACAUCGGUCUCUACACCACAAACUACUACCUGAGUCCCAACGGUCCCGCAUCCGAGUACCGCAACGGCGACUCAGGACGUAUCAACCCUCUCGCCAUUGUACUCAUGCUGCUCGGUGGUGAACUCGUUCAAAAAGCCUUCGCUAUCACCACCACGACUUGCAAGAACGAGUCUCCCUGUUUUGGUUUCGGCUGGCUGGCUUAUAGCUUGUCACUUUUGGUGUCAGUCGCGUGCGGUAGUGGUGAUUUGUCGCCGAAACCGGAGUGCGAUGUCAAGGUUUUGGACAUGAAGACAGGAAAGAGUCGGUCGAACAGGCAGUUCGCUGUUUCGAGAUUGCUCCGAGACCUGGAGUCCCGCUCUGUUCCCUCCAAUAUCGAUGGCAAGUUCUACCAAGAUAGCGAGGUCGUCCUCGAAAUCCUCCAACCCACUGGCACAUCUUCCGCCUUCACUCCCUUCAAAAACCUAUUUCAGAGCGGCAGCUUGAUCACUGCACUCCUCCAAUUCUGUGUUGCCGGAUCAUUCUGGUAUUACUAUGACGACCUCUCGCCCCUCCUCCUCCUCAGCAUAUCGAUCUUGCUUAUCGAAGCUACUGCAGGCCUGCCCGUCUGGAAUGCUCAGAUCACUUCUUCGAUGGCCGGCGGUACGCGAACUGGGGCAUACGCACUCAUGCGUGAUACCGACUCCCCGCCUAACCACAUAUACAUCGUUCAGCCCUCUCCAACCGCAUCUACCAGCACUAUCCAUACGCCUACAUCUCACACCACAAAUGUCAGCGCUUCGAGACUCUGUAUCCCACUCACCAUCCUUAUAACCGGCGCCUUCUUCAGCCAAGCACUCCUCUACACUCAGCUUUCGGAUAACGCAGCGAUCGCUAUGCUGCUCAUCAUGUUCUGUGGUACAACCAGUAACCUUGCUAUCGUCGUUAUGCCGCGCGUGCCACAGGUCGAUGGUGUGAAACUAAGAUCUGUUGGUGUGAUGAAGGGGGAGGGGAGUGUGGUCAAUGUUCUGAGGGAGGUUGAGGCGAGGUUCGAGGGAUAUGGGGAUGUGUUGAUUAGGCAAUGUUUUCCUAAGAUGAUCGGGAAAUGGGAGGGUGGAAUGGAGAAGGGAGGGAUGGGCGAGAUGGAUUGA
Messenger RNA from Alternaria rosae, 2781 nucleotides. RefSeq lists its product as uncharacterized. Gene Ontology annotation, cellular component: Cul4-RING E3 ubiquitin ligase complex. The record is from RefSeq and is a predicted model, not a curated record. Gene Ontology annotation, molecular function: protein binding. The transcript has 3 exons. The coding region runs from base 1 to 2781 and encodes 926 amino acids. NCBI's taxonomy places the organism in Eukaryota, Fungi, Ascomycota, Dothideomycetes, Pleosporales, Pleosporaceae.